UUCUCCGAACUUUCAUCGUCCGACCCCCUACCCAACCCCGGUCCUCUCCUACGCAUUGACCAAAAUACUUAUCAACCUUCUGAUCAUGACCAACGGUUAGGUCAGACAGUGGCACAUACUAUCGAGCCAAAAAUAUAUAAUCCACUCAAUAUUUUGGGGUUUAAGUGGUGGCCCGUUCCCGUACUUCCAUGAUGCCCUCACUGACCUCAGUGGUUGCCUUUCUUUUCUACCUCACGCAGACUUCCCUCGGCUACGACUAUGUUUUUAUCGGAGGAGGGACUGGAGGUUUGACAGCUGCUAGUCGUCUGGCUGAGAACAGAAACGUGAACGUUCUUGUUCUCGAGGCGGGUCCAUAUGCAGAAGAUCUCCCAGAGGUAAUGGCGCUCCCCUGUCAAGAAUUUAUUGUCUCUAGUGUUUUUGCGUGUUUUCUUUUGUGAUAGGUUUUCAUUCCCGGGCUAUUCGGAAAGGGUCGGGCAUUCACUGACCUAGAUUGGAAAUACAACACUACUGCCCAGGGCCAAAUGAACAAUCGGACGCUUAUCGUUAGAGCAGGAAGAGCUCUCGGAGGGAGCUCAACCAUUAACGGAAUGAUUUUUCCUCGCGCCCCGGAGGAACAAUACGACGUGUGGGGAACCCUCAAUAACGAUUCCUCUUGGACAUGGAACGCUCUUCUCCCGUUUUUCAAAAAAUCAGAAAUAUUCACACCUCCAAAUGAGUUUCAAGCGUCAAACGGCGCACAAUAUCUUCCCGAAUUCCAUGGCUUGGAUCCUAGAGUGGGAAGAGUCAAAGUGGGCUUCCCAAACUUUUUCUUUCCGCAAUCAGAAUUAUGGGAGAAGACUGCGCUGCAUUUGGGUUUUCGUGCGUCACCGGACUUGACAAAUGGAGAGCCAGACGCUGUAGGAGUUUCUCCGAACUCAAUAGACGCUGCGAAUAAUACAAGAUGUUCGGCGGCCUGUGCAUAUUACACCCCGUUAAAGGACAAGCCCAACUUCACAGUGAUUACGAAUGCGACUGUUUCACGUAUUAUCUGGUCGUCCGCUGGGAAUGGGUCAUCGGGCUUGAUAGCUUCGGGCGUCGAGUACUUCCUUCAAAAUCAGACAGAGCCGAUAGUCGUCAACAUCGGACCUCAAAGUGAAGUUAUCCUUUCGGCAGGAACUAUCGGGAGUCCGAAGGUUCUUGAGCUCUCGGGUGUGGGUAAUUCUACGAUACUCAAGGCGGCGGGAGUGGAGCCCGUAUUAGAUCACGCUACAGUCGGAGAGAAUCUUGCAGACCACCUGCAUAGCUGGGUCACUGCGUUCACCAAUGCUAGCGUUACUGGUGAUCCCAUCCUUCAAGACCCUAUUUUUGCACAACAACAGUUGGACCUUUGGUUCAAGAAUCGAACAGGUUUUUAUUCUGGGGCUUCCGGAAAAACACUCGCAAUUGUCCCGCCAUCUCUCAUCUUCACGGAUUCUGAGUUAAAGAGGCUGCUGAACGAAACAAGCGCGGAUCUACUCCGCUUCGCUAGAGAAUUCUCGAAUGGAAACAAAAACCUUGCUAAAGGUAUCGAAGCUCAACAUAAACUCGCGCUGAAGCUCUACGAAGCAGAUAAAGCAGGACCGUUAGAAAUGAAUCUAUCCCCAUUCUACAACGGCCCGAAGCCUCUUGAUCAACGUCCCCGAAGCAACUUCACCUCAAUCGCCGUUGUCUUAUACGCUCCUCUUUCCCGAGGUCGAUCUCACAUUAAUUCCCCAAACCCAUUUACUCCCCCUCUCGUAGACCCAGCCUAUUGGUCCCAUCCACUAGACGUCGCUGCUCAUGUUGCCGGAAUCAAACUCGCACGCAAAAUGAUGCAAAGUCCCCCGCUCAGUUCGAUCUACGGAGGCGAAUUUGAACCCGGGAGUAAUAACAGUACGGGUGACGAAGAUACGUUUAUCAAAGACUUUUUGAAAGGCGUGGCGGGUGGUGAUAAUCACCCCGUUGGAACCAUGGCAAUGUUACCGAGAGAUUUGGGGGGCGUUGUCGAUACGGAUUUAAAGGUUUAUGGGAUUCGGAAUGUCAGAGUCGUUGAUGCUUCUAUCAUCCCGUUCCCUGUUAGUGCGCAUAUCUCCUCCACGGUGUACAUGAUUGGGGAAAGGGCUGCCGACAUCAUCAAACACGACCUUCAACGCUCCAGGAACGAGCAAUCGAUUGCUCUUGACUCUCCUUUGAAGCUUUGAUUUACACACGUAACUCUAUUUCGUACCCUGUACUCGUCAAUCUUAAGUCUCAAAAUUACUAACUCAAUGACAAAGAGACUAGGUUCAAGGCCG
Messenger RNA from Marasmius oreades (fairy-ring Marasmius), 2291 nucleotides. RefSeq lists its product as uncharacterized. Bases 522 to 2198 code for a protein of 558 amino acids. The record is from RefSeq and is a predicted model, not a curated record. The transcript has 12 exons. Gene Ontology annotation, molecular function: flavin adenine dinucleotide binding; oxidoreductase activity, acting on CH-OH group of donors. Lineage: Eukaryota; Fungi; Basidiomycota; Agaricomycetes; Agaricales; Marasmiaceae.